Molecule: messenger RNA, 211 nt
Organism: Mesitornis unicolor (brown roatelo)
Lineage: Eukaryota; Metazoa; Chordata; Aves; Mesitornithiformes; Mesitornithidae
Product: p53 apoptosis effector related to PMP-22-like
Exons: 1
Biological process (GO): cell-cell adhesion
Cellular component (GO): cell-cell junction
Source: RefSeq, a predicted model, not a curated record
AUGGUGGCGUGCGGCCUUGCCUGCUGGAGGUGCCGGUGGCUCUUACCCCUGCUGCUGGGCCUGGCCAUCAUCAUGGGCAUCAUCGCCCUGGCGGGCAGGGGCUGGCUGGAGUCCGAGUCCGAGCCCUACGUGCAGCAAGCAUCGCUCUGGGAGAGCUGCACCCGGGGCCUGGAGGACCUCAACUGGAGCUGCGAAUCCCUCAUGGACUACG